AUGUCACCUUCCGUCGAAGUCACCCCUGCACACACACCCACCUCGUACGAGGUGACCAACUCGCUAGACAGCUAUCGGGGCUAUGACCACGUCCACUGGUACGUUGGUAAUGCCAAGCAGGCCGCCUCCUUCUACAUCACCCGAAUGGGAUUCUCUCCCAUCGCCUACAAGGGUCUUGAGACUGGCUCUCGAGACGUGACCACCCAUGUCGUGGGCAACGGCCAGGUCAGAUUUGCAUUCUCGUCUGCCCUGAGAACCGGAGAGCCCCAAGCCGACGAGAUCCACGCCCAUCUGGUCAAGCACGGUGACGCCGUCAAGGAUGUGGCCUUUGAGGUCGACAAUGUGGAGCAGCUUUUCUCUGCUGCUGUCAAGAAGGGCGUCCGAGUGAUUUCCGAGCCCAAGGUGCUCAAGGACGCACAUGGCUCCGUCACCUACGCCGUCAUCUCUACCUACGGAGAUACCACUCACACUCUGAUUGAGCGAGGCAGCUACGAGGGCGCCUUUCUUCCCGGAUUUGUCGACACCUCCGCCAACAAGGACCCCAUCGCGGCCUUCCUGCCCAACAUUGAGCUCAUGCACAUCGACCACUGCGUUGGAAACCAGGAUUGGAACGAGAUGGAUAACGCAUGCAAGUACUACGAGGAGACUCUGGGCUUCCACCGGUUCUGGUCGGUCGACGAUAAGGACAUUUGCACCGAGUUCUCUGCUCUCAAGUCCGUGGUCAUGGCCUCACCCAACGAGAAGAUCAAGAUGCCCGUCAACGAGCCGGCCGUGGGCAAGAAAAAGUCCCAGAUUGAGGAGUACAUUGACUUUUACGACGGCCCCGGUAUCCAGCACAUUGCUCUGCGGACCGACUGUAUCCUGGACACCGUCCGAGAUCUGCGGGCUCGUGGCGUGGAGUUCAUUUCGGUCCCUGGAUCUUACUACGAGAACAUGAAGGAGCGGCUGGCAAAGUCAUCUCUGAAGCUCGAGGAGAAGUUUGAGGAUAUCCAGGCGCUCAACAUUCUGAUUGAUUUCGACGAGGGCGGAUAUCUGCUGCAGCUGUUCACCAAGCCUUUGAUGGACCGGCCCACCGUGUUCAUUGAGAUCAUCCAGCGACGAAACUUUGAGGGUUUUGGCGCCGGCAACUUCAAGUCUCUGUUUGAGGCCAUUGAGCGGGAGCAGGCCAAGCGAGGCAACCUUUAG
Molecule: messenger RNA, 1185 nt
Organism: Yarrowia lipolytica CLIB122
Lineage: Eukaryota; Fungi; Ascomycota; Dipodascomycetes; Dipodascales
Biological process (GO): L-tyrosine catabolic process
Molecular function (GO): 4-hydroxyphenylpyruvate dioxygenase activity
Source: RefSeq, a predicted model, not a curated record